Molecule: messenger RNA, 1259 nt
Organism: Cydia strobilella
Lineage: Eukaryota; Metazoa; Arthropoda; Insecta; Lepidoptera; Tortricidae
Product: procathepsin L-like
Exons: 5
Coding region: 50-1036 (328 amino acids)
Cellular component (GO): lysosome
Molecular function (GO): cysteine-type endopeptidase activity
Source: RefSeq, a predicted model, not a curated record
UGGAUCUACUGGUACCGUUCUAGUAAGAUCAUAAGCAUCAGCAAACAUCAUGUUUGUGCCGAUUGUCCUGGCGACGGUCUGCCUUGCCAGCAGCACGGUCUUGGCUGUAAUUGACAAACCAUUCUACGACGUGGAAGACGCUAAGAGUCUGUUCAUGGACUUUGUCCAAGAGCAUAAGAAAGUAUACAACCGUAGAGAGUAUAAAGAAAGGCUUGCAAUUUUCAAGGAAACCUUAAUAAAAAUAAAUAAGCAAAAUGAGAAAUUUCCUGAUACUGUGUUUGCGUUAAAUCACUUCGCUGACUUGAAGCCUCAUGAGUUAGAGUGUUAUCGUGGUUUCAAACUCCCAAAAGAUACAAAUUUGACGAAAGUGGAAAUCACCGAGGGAUUGGAUGAUGCGCCUGAAUCAUUUGACUGGAGACAAAAAAAUAAGGUUACACAUGUUAAGAACCAAGGAAAAUGUGGCAGCUGCUUCAUCUUCAGUGCUGUUGGUGAUAUUGAAGGGCAGUACGCUAUUAAACAUGGCCAGCUCGUAGCUUUGUCCGAAGGACAAGCUCUCGACUGCCUUACUGUUGGAACUUGCGACGGAGGAUACAUGGAACAAGUUAUGCAGGAAUUAGCUCAACAACAAAUGAAGUUGGAGAAAGAAGAGGAUUAUACAUAUGCAGCACACAAAUAUACCUGUCAUAAUGACCCUAGCAAGGGAGUUGUCCAGUGCGCAAGCGGUGUAAAAAAAGUCAUAAUGGACGAAGAACAGUUAAAGGCAGAAUUAGCCAACCGUGGACCUAUCUCGAUUGCUAUAAACGCCGACGACUUUAGCUAUUAUAAAAAAGGUAUACUUAUACCUAAUAUGUGCAGAGGAAAACAAAUAGACCAUGCCGUGCUUCUGGUGGGAUAUGGAGAAGAAGACGGCAAAAAGUACUGGCUAAUCAAGAAUUCGUGGGGAACUGUCUGGGGCGAGCAAGGCUACGUAAGAAUGUUGAGAGGAGUCAACGCAUGCGGCCUUGGGUCUUACAUUGCCGAAUCCACUGUGGCAUAACCAUCUAUUUUUAUCUUUAUUGAGCAUUCAAAAAAUCACGAAGCACUAUAUCAUAGAUCAUAGCAAAAUUCUAAAUCAAAACUAAGGAAUAAAAAACAGUUUCUGGGCUCGCAUCUGGCCCAUACGUAACUUAAAUUAACAUAGAUAUUUAAUCUUUCAUCAUGAUUUACAUGGCAAAGCCACAAAAGUGCUGAUCACCUGCAACUUGAAUAUUAACAGUAAA